UCGAAAUUUAAAUCGUUGUCGGUUAACGUCUCUCCGCAUCGGUUAAAAGUCCAGCGUCACAUCUCGUCUCCUACGUCUCCUACGCGAUGGGAUUAAACAGGUUGCAACCUGUUCAGGCGCGUUGAGUCACGCACGAUCGUGUUCCUACCUGUUUUCCAUAGACUCGUGUGCCUUCGAUUGUUAAUGAGGGACGGGUAAAAGUCGUGUAUCGUGAAAUGAGUGAUUCUGGGGACAGUGUUAAGUACAAAUGGACUCCUGAGAGCACAUCGUUGCUGGUUUCUGUAUGGUCGGAUGGACAAGUGCAGAAGCAGCUCGAGUAUGCGACGAAACCGCAGCUCAACUCCCGUUGGGAGAGCAUCGCCCGUUACAUGAAGAAAAAAGGGUACAACGUCUCGGGGAAACAAUGCAGAUCGCGUAUGAAACAGGUUUUGGUCUGUUAUCGCGAAGCUAAGAGGGCUGGAACCCGGGCUGGUGUCGAGCAAUAUUAUGAUCAGAUAGACACGGUCCUUAAAAAUAAACUAAUGGAAGAGCAUAAUAUUAAUGGCAUAGAUACCGUAGAUGCUAUGGUGAAUGCCAAGUCUCCUUUGAAGGAGGAGAAGACGAAUAAGAAUAUGCAGAUGAGGCAUAAGUUCCAAGAACCUGUUCCUUCCCUUCAUCGCACUGAAGCAUUAUCACCUACUUGGAUAUUUGGACGUGAAAAUGAAUAUCCUGAUUCUCCUGAAUCGAAUGAAACUGUGAUAGCUCAACCGUACAGAAUGUUCUCUCCCACGAGAGACGUGGCCAUCAACACCGGCGAACAGUUGACUCGACUAGCCGGCAGAUCGACGCAGUGCAAUUCGUUCCCAGUGGAAGAGCCACUGUGCGUGAAUUAUAAACAUAAUUUGGCACCGCAUUACAGAGAGAUACCGUUUCAAAAUGCGGUGCAGAACGUGCAGAAUCAAAUAAUCCAGGAAAACAUGCAGCAGAACCAGAAUCAUAUGUAUAACAGGCAAAAUGCGUUAGUGAACAAUCUGAAUUUCCAACAGAAUCUACAGAAUCUGAAUCAGGGUUCGAACAUUCAAUCCGUGAACGUGCCGGUACAAAUUAAUCCGAUGAGAGCGCAGAAUCCUAAUAUGGAACAGAUAAUUCAACACCAGAACCAGUUGCAACAAAUAAUAAAUGCGAAUAGUCGCGCGAUGCCUCAAGAGCCGCGGAGGGCGAUGUUAGAACAAAACUUGUAUAAACAGAACUACGGGAAUUUGUUGACUCAUAUGCCUCCCGUUCAACAAACAGGUUCUCUAUCUCCGGACUAUUCACCGGACGUGUCUCAGAACUUGAAUGACGCCUUCUGCCAGUCGAAGAACGACGAUAAAACGCAUAAUCUGAACGAGACUUUCAACAGAAAUAUGCAGACAGUGCAAAACCCAGAGAUGACUGUGAUGACGAACAAUGCGACAUGCAACGACGAGAGUUUCCUCGAAUACUUAAUGAUGGAUUCGCCGACUCCUUUAGAAAAUGACAACAAAUCGAAAGACACUGCUGUCAAUACGGAAAUUCCACAUGCCCCGUUUCGAAAGAAGAAAGCUCAGAAACUGGAGCAGCUCGUGUUAAGCGCUAUCAAUUCCCAGAACGAAGUCGUUAACAAGAUACUCUCUGCUCAGAACGAUAUGGUAUCGAAAUUCAUGGAUAUAGACAGAGAUCGUCAGAAUCGUCUGGAGAAUCGUCUGGACGAUUUGCUGAAAGUCGUUCACCAUUCUAUGCUCUCUAAACAAAGUUCGGAAUCGGACGCGGAGAUACCUCCACCGCCACCGGAGCCUACGAUAACUUCUUUGGCUCCUCCGCCGAGGCCUGGGAUCGCUCCACCUAAAUUAGACCUGGUGCCACCGAAGCCUUGUCGCGUCCCUUGCACGGUGCCGAGUUCUAACGUCGAAUUGAUCAACCAAAACACUGUAAUGACCAGACCAGGUGUCGUCUCGCCAAUAUCCAGCCCUGUGAAGAAGCCUGGCACGAUAUGGUCGAAAUUAGGCCCGGUAUCACAAUCUCCAUUCGUGAAAGCUCAGCAACGAUUAGGCUUCCAGUCAGUCGCAUCUGCAGCAGUGACUCGUACUCAAUCCUCUGCAGAGAGACGUAUUGCUAGAGAAGUAGAAAAAGAUAUGGACCCAAGAACCGUAAUGUUCGAAACGAAGAAAUUGUUGGAGGCGGAGAAACAAUUGGAGGAGAAGAUAGAGAAUGCUCGGCUCGAGUCAGCUUUGAGUCAGACUCUAAAUGCCCGUAGGAGACUGUUCACUCAGAGAGAACCGACUGCGGCGAUGAUUUUGACUGCUCAGUUCUUGGAAAACGAAUGUCACGCAGCGGAGCAGUUCGCCAAGUAUUAUAAUAAUAAAAUGAACAUAGACGAUAAUUUGUUAGCAGGCCAGGGAGAGGGUUAUGAUCGUCUGCGAAGAUUGAAUGUACAGUCUUGUUACAGCGAACCCUGUGAUACUUCGACGCCGGCUAAACUAGGAAUUGUUUCUGAUAACAAUGUGGUGGCUAAGCCGACGAUUCAGCAAUUGGCGCAAAUCGUGAUGAACGCAGGAAGAUGGAAAGAUGCCGCAGCACAGAACGGGCAAGCGAACGUACAGAAACGUCAGACGAAUGCACGUCCAGUUUCCUAUAACGAAAGACCAACGACAAGAGAGCCAGAGAUUCCGUUCAACAAUGAACAGAGGAGUGAUCAGGCAUACGUUAACGAAUGGAUGAUGAACAAGCAUGGAUAUCCAUCGAACGAUCAAAAAGCAGUGUGCAAUACGGUAAAUCAGAAACCAAACUACCCUAUUGGUUUCGUAAAACCGGAGAUUGGUAAUAUAAGGGAGGAGGAAUCUAACGGAGAAGUGUGGAGGCCAAUGGGGUUCAAUGUGCCAGAACGCAAACCCGGCGUGCGCUUCGCGAUGGACGAAGCGCUCGCCGAAUUGCAACGCAUGUAUAUUGAAACUGUGGUUAAGAAGCAACAAGAAAUGAACGACAGUUUGCCAUAUGUAUUGAGCAACGCCAACGCGCUUUCGCCUGAUAAUCGGCAGAUGAUCGAGAAGUAUAUUCACGAAAUGAUACCGAGGAAGGACAAGGACACAGACUCUGACAACGACGAAGAAUUCCUGGAUACUACUGCGACGAUGCCUGCGAUUGCUCCACGUCGAAACUCUAUCACUUCCAAUGGUACUGGAUCCACUGAAACGCAUUCCUCAAAAAUUCCGAAGCUCGAUAACUGUGUAGUAAGUUAAUUAUAUCUACUAGUUAAGAGAUUGUCUGAAAAGUUUCCUACAAGUAUAAUCUUGUCCAAGUCAUUUUGCUUCGUUCUUUACUUUUUCAGGCAAUCUGUAUAUGUAUUAUGUAGCUAUUUUGCUUUCAUAUCAAACACAGCUUUUUUUAUCUGAAGAGAAAUAUAAAUUACUAUAGAGUCUAAGGGAAUUAAGGCAAACGCACAUAAGGAUCUGUUUUCGAAUUAUAUUUUUUAAAGUCUCGUGCAAUAUUUAAAGAGAUACCUAGCUAAAAACAUUAUGCAAUAUAUAAUGUGUUAAUUCUUAUGAAAUUUUUCGAUAUUACUGACGUAAUCAUUCUUUUUAGACUUAUGCAAUAAAUACGCUCGUGCCUUCCGUGAUAUAAUCAUUCCUAUUAAACGUUGUUAAGUAAACCAAAUAUUAAAGAUUCUAUAUUAUCUUUUAUCGUAUCGUAUAAUGCAUAUAUAAUUUGUUACGAAUACGCAGUUGAAUUGCGUAAGAAUGUUUUCCUUUUCUCAAAUCUUAAAACGUAUUCAGUUUUCAUCAUGUAUCUUACUUAGCAUCUCAUAAAGCAUCUCAUUUCGUCGAGCCUGUUAUGAAUUGAACUUCAGUACUUACUAUUAACGUUUUUAAUGAAUGUAAUAAUUUUAUGCAUACCGACGCUGAUUUUAUUUAAACUAAUUGAAUAAUUUCGCGUCGGGAAAAAGUGUGAUGGAUUUGGAAUAAAGAGCAAUAAAAACAGCUGUGGUCAAUCAACAA
This is a messenger RNA of Ceratina calcarata, 3992 nucleotides long. RefSeq lists its product as uncharacterized. The coding region runs from base 216 to 3236 and encodes 1006 amino acids. The transcript is spliced from 3 exons. Lineage: Eukaryota; Metazoa; Arthropoda; Insecta; Hymenoptera; Apidae. The record is from RefSeq and is a predicted model, not a curated record.